CUCAGUGUGUGUUUCAUUGUGUGUUUCAUCUCCAGGCCUGCAGCUUCUGCUUAUUUUAAACUCAGUCAUACAGGAAGCAGCUUCUAUAAAACAGGAAGCUCACUUUAUAUUCUCUAUAUCAGCAAGAGCGUGACCGCAUUGAGAGAGGACACAGAGACACAGAGACACACGGAAGAGACACGGAGACACAGAGACACACGGAGAGACACGGAGACACACUGAGGGACUCGGAGCAGUCUGAAGUGAGAGCAGGAAUCAAACCUACAGGAAGGGAACAGGAGCACCACGAGUAACCAGGGAACAUCCACAAGCCCCCCCUCUCGAUGGCUGCCUGGGAUCUUCACGUGUCCGUCGAUGACCUCGGCCCCGAGGCUCCGCCCCUCAUCAUCAGCGUCACGAGCGACCUUCACAUAGGAGGGGUCAUCCUGAAACUCGUCCAAAAAAACACAGAUGCAGCAGGACUGGUCAGACUAUGCAGUGUGGUGGGCGCAGAAGCGGGUGUGGCUGUUGAAGACCAGCUGGACUCUGGAUAAGUACGGGGUCCAGGCGGACGCCAGGCUGCAGUUCACCCCCCCAGCACAAGCCCCUGCGACUCCUCCUGCCCAACGCCUGCACGCUCGGGUUCGAGCCUGCUUCUCAGCACCGCUGCUGCAAGCCGUCAUCGAGAUCUGCAGAGUCCUGAAUAUCCGUCGCCCAGAGGAGCUGUCUCUCCUCAAACCCCCGGAGGAGAAAGAGAAGAAGAAGAAGAAAGAGAAGGAUGAGGGAGGAGAGGAGAUCUUCGACCUGACUGGGGUCGUCCUGGGAAGUGCGGCUCCCAGUUUCUACAAUGGAAUGCCCGCUCACUUUUUUGACACCGCGGAGACGGAGGCGAUCUAUAAGAUGCUGUCUGUCAGCCAGCCCACCAUAUCCCCCGAAUUAAUGUCCAAGAUGUACCGGCCCAGCAGCCUCAUUGACAAGGCCCAGAUCAACAGCAGGUGGCUGGACUCCUCGCGCUCCCUCAUGCAGCAGGGCGUCCAGGAGAACGACCGACUCGCCCUGCGCUUCAAAUACUACAGCUUCUUCGAUCUGGACCCCAAAUACGAUGCAGUCAGGAUCACUCAGAUCUAUGAACAGGCUCGCUGGGCUAUUCUUCUUGAAGAGAUCGACUGCACCGAGGAGGAGAUGAUGCUGUUCGCUGCCCUGCAGUACCACAUUGACAAGCUCUCUCAGUCUCAAUCCUCGAACCCGGAUUUCAAGUCCUCUCAGAAUCAGGCUCUGGAGGAUCUCGACUCAGCGCUCAUGAACCUCGAGGUGAAGCUGGAGGGAACGAGCAGCACGUCAGACACGCUGGAGAGCAUUACUGACAUCCCAGAACUAAAAGACAAUCUGAAAUUAUUCAGGCCCAAGCGCUUGACUCUGAAGGCCUACAAGCAGUACUGGUUCAUCUUCAAGGACACGUCCAUCUCGUACUACAAGAGCAAGGAGGAGGCGAUGGGAGAGCCAAUCCAGCAGAUGAACCUCAAAGGGUGUGAGGUGGCCCCCGAUGUGAAUCUUGCGGGACAGAAAUUCUGCAUCAAGCUGCUCAUCCCGGCACCAGAGGGCAUGAGCGAGGUCUACCUGCGCUGUGAAAACGAGAGGCAGUAUUCUCAGUGGAUGGCUGCCUGUCGCUUGGCCUCUAAGGGGAAGACGAUGGCUGACAGCUCGUACCAAAGCGAGGUUCAGAACAUCCUGUCCUUCCUCACCAUGCAGAAAUCGAACCCGGGCCCGCAGGUCGCCUCCGACGAGAACAUCAACACGCAGUCCCUCGUCUCCCCGCGCUACCACAAGAAAUACAAGGCAAAGCAGUUAACCCCUCGUAUCCUGGAGGCCCAUCAGAACGUGGCUCAGCUCUCUCUCACAGACGCCAGGAUGCGCUUCAUUCAGAUCUGGCAGUCCCUGCCUGACUUCGGGGUGUCCUACUUCGUGGUGAGGUUUAAAGGCUGUCGGAAGGAUGAGGUCCUGGGCAUUGCUAAUAACCGUCUCAUUCGAAUCGACCUGUCCGUGGGGGACGUGGUCAAGACGUGGCGCUACAACAACAUGAGGCAGUGGAACGUGAACUGGGACAUUCGACAGGUGGCGAUCGAGCUGGAGGGGAACGUGAACGUGGCGUUCAGCUGCGUGACGGCCGACUGCAAGAUCGUCCACGAGUACAUCGGGGGCUACAUCUUCAUGUCAACCAGGAGCAAGGAGACCAGCGAGGGGCUGAACCAGGAGCUGUUCCACAAGCUCACCGGAGGACAUGAGGCGCUGUGAGGAGGGGAGGGGAGGGGAGGGGAGGGGAGGGGCUGAACCAGGAGCUGCUCCACAAGCUCACCGGAGGACAUGAGGCGCUGUGAGGAGGGGAGGGGAGGGAGGGGAGAGGAGGAGAGGAGAGCCACACACAUACACACUGCUCUAUAGCACCCUCUGCUGACUGAACUACAUAUAACCCCACUGCACAGCACUGCAUGCCACAUGCUUGAACACCACUUCAGUAUUUCGGUACACAGAAGAGAGGGAGGAGGGAGGAGAGAGGGAGAGGAAGGAGGGAUGGAGGAGAGGGAGGAGAGAGCAGAGAGGAGGGAUGGAGGAGAGAGGGAGGAGGGAUGGAGGAGAGAGGGAGGAGGGAGCAGAGAGGAGGGAUGGAGGAGGGACUGAGGAGAGAGGGAGAGAGAGGAUGGAGGGAUGGAGGAGGGAGGGAGGGAUGGAGGAGAGAGGGAGAGAGGAUGGAGGGAUGGAGGAGAGAGGGAGGAGGGAUGGAGGAGGGACAGAGGAGAGGGAGAGAGGAUGGAGGGAUGGAGGAGAGAGGGAGGAGGGAGGGAUUUAGGAGAGAGGGAGAGAGAGGAUGGAGGGAUGGAGGAGAGAGGGAUGGAGGAGAGAGGGAUGGAGGGAGGGAUAGGGUAAGGUAGUCAUCCAAACUGCUGUUUUAAUUUAAGUUGUAUUUUUAUAUUGUUGAUGCUGGGGGGGAUCUAACAGAAAACCAGCUUGUAACAAUGGAAGAAACUCUGUGAUCAAUAAAAAGCAUUUUAAUUCAA
This is a messenger RNA of Acipenser ruthenus (sterlet), 3032 nucleotides long. Its product is annotated as fermitin family homolog 3-like. Lineage: Eukaryota; Metazoa; Chordata; Actinopteri; Acipenseriformes; Acipenseridae. Gene Ontology annotation, molecular function: integrin binding. Gene Ontology annotation, biological process: cell-matrix adhesion; integrin activation; leukocyte cell-cell adhesion. Gene Ontology annotation, cellular component: cell-substrate junction. The record is from RefSeq and is a predicted model, not a curated record.